UGACGUGUGUUAUGUUUUGGUGAAAUACUGUCGCUUAGCGAAAAUCCGUUUUAGGCCUGAUUUAACGUUAUCUACUCCUUUGCAAUGAACAAAAAUAAGGCGAACAGCGUGUCGUGGGUGAAGCCAGCGGAGCCGUCCUUUCUGAAGAAGUUUAAAAACGAUGUUGGUUAUAAAGAAGGGCCCACUGUUGAUACUAAGCGCCUGGAGAUGCCCACCCUGGAUGAUGACAGCGGCAGUGAUCGGGAGGAUGAGUUACCUCAGGUUGUGGUUCUGAAAGCAGGAGAUCUGAGCGCAGAGGACGUGAAGAAGAUCAAGGGCGAAAUUCGGACUGGAGGAGGCGCAGAGAAAGAUGAUGAAGCUCCUCCUGAUGGCAAAAUCCUGUUCAAGAAACCAGCCAAGCGCUCCUCGUCAGACAAAUUCAAGGGCAUCACUGCCACGUCAAGCAAGAAGAAGAAGAGUGACGAAGUGGAGGAGGAGGAGAAGAAAGAGGUGAAGUCUGGAAAGAAAGUAAAAAAUAAUAGCCUGCUGUCAUUUGGAGGGGAUGAGGAGGAGGAAGAUGAGGACUAGAUGUUACUGCUGAAACGUAAGACUGUCAUUAACCCCUGCAACAGGGAGGAAUCAAAGUGACAUUUGAAUAUUUGAAUAGUUUUGGAAAGGACAGUCCCAGUCAUUUUGCAUGUCAAAGCCCACUGACUACAAAUAGCCUAAACUUGAUGUUACUAACAACUGUUCCAUUCAUCUAAGUGCAGCAUCGAACUGAAUUUUCAGAUUUUCAGUUCACUUGAAUAACAAAUCCAUAAGAAUUUUCAUUACCUGCGUUGUCUUUCUUUCAAAGUUCAUUAUCACUGUACAGGGACACAUUUCCAUCUCCACGUGGCGCAUUAAAAGACACUCUGACAUCCUCAAAUUGUGAUCAUACCAAGCACGAUCACAAUUGCAUCUUGUUUCUAGAUCAGUAGAAUCAGACAAAUAUGCAUUUUGUAUUUAUUAACAUUAGUUGUAUAUUUGGCAUUAAAUGAGUCAUGACAUUCAAACAUGUCUGAUACCAGCUGCGUACUGUUGUGGUAAAAACGGCAAAGGUCAAAAAUCCAAUUUUUAUCCUUAGGGACAAAACUGUAUUACUGAGCCGUCUGUAGUCCAAAAAACUAAUCCUAAAGACAAACACGGAGCACGCAGGGAUGUUGCCUUUAUUCGAAAUGUCAGUGACUCUCAAAUGUCAGACACUGCAGUGUGAGACGAGUGCUUCUUAUGAAUGCAUCAACAGGGAGUUUUUCACAGCUUCGAGAUGAUCUUUGCCAAAAGUUAAAGCAGUGUUCACAUGAGUUGUUUACCUACCUCAAAAAAAGUUUCAAAGCCCAGUGAGACAUUUUCUGAAUUAUUGAGGUGUACCAUAAAAGCUGAUACCAAUACUGAAAUGAAAGGACAGCCAUGAAAUACCUUUUGGUCAACAGAAAUUUAGGCAAUUUGUAGUUAAUGGGCUAAAAAAUAGUGUGAAUUCAUAAGUAGCAAACCCUUAUUCAUCAAACAUCUGGUAAGAGAACAUCAGCAGUAGUUAGUGACAGAGUUAAAGGGUAGCUGCGGUAUUUUUCAAACCUGUUUACCGUCGUUUAUAUAGACAGUUGUUGAAAUUAGACCAGUAUUAAGCGACAGGGCUGCAGCCAGCAGCCACAAAACAGACUACAGUGUAACAGUAACUGCCAGUUUACAUCCACUAAAAGUGCUUUUUUUUUGCCACUGACAUGAUUGUUUUCUAAAUAUAUGACAACAUUAUGGAAAGGUUCCCUACAGAGAUAGACCUUUUUGUCAAAGAGUAAGAUCAUAAAACACAACUCAUUCAACAAUCAUCCACUCUGGUUUGGUUAAAAUAAACCUUUAAUAUAAAAAUAUUCUAUCUGUAUACACGCAAAAAUUACAGUUAUUUUUGGAGUCUGGGGGGAUGAAUGAUAUUGAUUUCGGGGCUUUUUCUGGUUAAACAAAAGGAUCGUACUUUUUAACAAAAAGGUCUGUCUCUGUGGAGUUCUUUCCAUAAUUUUACAAACUUCUAUAAUAACCUGAGCCUGUCAGUGGCAGAAACAAACACUUUAAGUGGACGCAAGUUGAAAAUGGAUAACUGCCCUGAGUGGUUACAUUGCAGCCUGUUUAGCUGCUACCAGCUGCAGCAAUCUUGCUAAAUACUGGACCAAUCAAAAAGAUUCUUGUCUUCAUUUCUCACCAAAACAUGUGAAACACAGGUUCCAUGCUGAAAAAUAUCAAAGUUACCCUCCAAGAAGUCAGAGUGCACACUUUGCAGCGUUUUCUGCAGUCACAAACAACGAGAGCGAGGCUGGAGCUGUGCUUUGGCCGUGGUGCUCCUCAAAACACUCUAGCACUCAGUUACAUGCAAACUAUGCAAUUUAAUCUGAUUACUGGAAAAAAGCAACUCUAGAUUAAAAAGUGAGAGAUUGAUUGCUGGUUGUUAAAUUAUUAUUUUUGCCUAAUUUUACAUGAGCCAGUUGUCAGUUACCUGGUUGAUUGCAAUUAAUUCAGCAGUUAUUUGCAACGUCCUUUUUUUAAAAAAGGAAAUUAAGAGGAAAAAAAUGAACACAAUUUUUAAUGUUUGUCAAAAAAAAAAAAAAAAACAUUUUUCUGAUUAAAUCCAAACAGUGACAAACUUUCCUGUGCUCUUGGUGCCUUCCACUUUAGGAAACAAUAAAGCAAUCUUUUCCAUCCAAAAAGGACCUUUUAAGACCACAGUUACAAGCCAUUUACCUCCUAGUCACAGCAGCUCCUUGUGACUCGAUAUUGCUCUCCACUUCCUGAUAACACACAACACGUUAACAUUGUUGUCAUCAGCAGGUCAAACAUCUGCUUCUCAAACACAUUAUGAUCAGUCUGCUGCUUUGGACCCUCGACUCCUGUUUAAUUGUAUCUCUCUGUGGCGUUAUCAGAACUGUACGUGUGUUUUCAAGUGGUGUGCUCAUUGUUUUUAAUACAUUCAACAUGAUAUUGAAUGUAUGGACAUUUUCUAGCUUCGACAAAGGAGCUGUAACAGUUUAUGUAGAAACCAUGCAUUCUUGUCAAUGCAAUGAUAUGAUUUUUUUUUUAAAUGUGGAUUUGUUUUUGUGUGUCUUUUUAGAGAAUGGUCUUAGCUGUAACAUUUGAAGUAUAAAACAUUAAAUCAAAUCUGUACAACAUCCAGUAAUGUACACUUUGGUGUUUUCAGUGUGUGUGUGUGUGUGUGUGUGAGAGAGAGAGGCAGUGGUGCUAGGUAAGUUAGCAGUUGAUAUACACUAUUUACGACUGAUUACUCGUUAUGUGAAAAAAAAACAGAAAAACUUUGCUUAUUUCAAACAAUACAAAAUGCAUUUUUCCUCAGUCAAAGCUAAAGCAACAUAUUACAGAUACUGUGACAGCAUUUCAUAGCCUAUCCAUAAGUCACUUAAAUUUCACUUGUUCGAUUAAUCGAUUGUUGAGAAAUUGUUACCAGCCCCAAGUAGAAAGAAAAUAGUUCCUACAUGAAACCGCUCACAACACGGUGUGUGGAUUAUGAUUUCUGGAAAGAGACAUUGCUGUUGAGUUUUAAAAGACAAAAAGUAAACAUUAUUUCAACCUCUUUAUUCAAAAAGGCAUGUUUCAUUCUCACACCUGCAUCCAGAUCAUUACAAUUGAUGGAAGAAACCUUGACUUAAAAAUCAAAAACCAAACUAAAUCAUUGCAUUCGUGAUAGGACACUGCCCUUUGCUUUCGUCAUCGCAGCCUCCGUCCACGGAAUAAAUACACUCACUGACUCACUGAGCUCUGGGAAAACCAGCUUUUAUUUCUCUAAGGCCAAUGCUGUCCUCUCCACCUGGCUUUGCUCAAGUUGGCGUUUUCCUGAUUUAAAAACCUCACGACUCAAGUAGGAUGGCUUUUGCUUCUUGGAAAAUCUUCAAGAAACAAGAAAAAAGAGGAGUAAAUUAUAGGGAACGUUUGUUUCGCAGAAGGAAUGAAAA
Molecule: messenger RNA, 3971 nt
Organism: Plectropomus leopardus (leopard coralgrouper)
Lineage: Eukaryota; Metazoa; Chordata; Actinopteri; Perciformes; Serranidae
Product: KIAA1143 ortholog
Source: RefSeq, a predicted model, not a curated record